Messenger RNA from Pungitius pungitius (ninespine stickleback), 2384 nucleotides. RefSeq names its product sodium-coupled neutral amino acid transporter 3-like. Gene Ontology annotation, molecular function: glycine transmembrane transporter activity; L-glutamine transmembrane transporter activity. Gene Ontology annotation, cellular component: plasma membrane. NCBI's taxonomy places the organism in Eukaryota, Metazoa, Chordata, Actinopteri, Perciformes, Gasterosteidae. Gene Ontology annotation, biological process: serine transport; L-histidine transmembrane transport; L-glutamine transport. Bases 544 to 1959 code for a protein of 471 amino acids. The transcript has 17 exons. The record is from RefSeq and is a predicted model, not a curated record.
UCUACAUUUUUCCACUGUUACCACAACCCUCAGGCAGGGAGUGGGAAGAAACAUGGAAACAAUUCCCAGGCCCUGUGUGUAUGAGACAGCCAUGUAGGAGCAGAGCAAUCCAGGUUAGGCUCAGCGCAGAAGUUCACAACUUACUUUUUUUUCUUUUCAUGGAGAUGAAGUGGACUGCCUCUACAUAUGACAUCACAAGAAACUUGAAACCGUCAUUUGCAGUAGCCCUCCUACUCACUGCUUGCUCCCACAUUUGCUCCCCUCUCCCUGAGCGUUCUGUUCGUCUCCAAAAUCAGACCAGUGGGACUAUUCCAGGACUUCACCUCACAAGCCCCCCCUCUGCUCUCGAGGGGUCUGCUUCUUUUCGUACAGAACAAAGCCAGCAUGACACCCAGUAGCAGUCCCCACCCAGUGAUCUAUCACAAAGUCUAAGACGUAGUUGCUGUACAUACUUUGGUUCCAGCUAAAGCAUUUAUUUUUCCUUUCAGUCCCUUUCCAUUCUUUAAAAUGAUUCCAUCUCACUGAAUCGUCCCUGUCAUAAGUAUGGAGCUGCAGAAGCUAUCAAAUGGAAAUCACCACUGUGACGAUGCUGCGCCUGUGGAGGGAGGAAUUGCACCAGAAGAAAAAAGGUUCCUGCAGCAAAGUGAUGGAUCAAAGAGACCUCAGUUCACAGAUUUUGAGGGUAAAACCUCCAUCGGCAUGUCCGUCUUCAAUCUGAGCAACGCCAUCAUGGGCAGCGGCAUCCUGGGUCUGUCGUACGCCAUGUCCAACACCGGCAUCGUCCUUUUCCUGAUCCUGCUAACCUGUAUUGCCUGUCUGUCCUGUUACUCUGUCCAUCUGCUGCUCCGUAGUGCUGGAGUUGUGGGAAUUCGUGCCUACGAGCAACUUGGCAUGAGAGCUUUUGGUCAUCCAGGGAAGAUCAUUGCAGCAGUCGUCAUCACGCUGCAUAACAUUGGAGGUAUGUCCAGCUACCUGUUCAUAGUUAAAUCGGAGUUACCUCUGGUCAUCCAAGCCUUUCGUGGCCAGACGUCCAGCUCCGGGGAAUGGUUCAUGAAUGGAAACUACCUGAUCAUCAUCGUCACUCUCUGUAUCAUCCUCCCAUUGGCCCUGAUGAAACACCUGGGGUAUCUGGGUUAUACCAGCGGCUUCUCCCUGUCAUGCAUGGUCUUCUUCCUCUCUGCGGUCAUUUACAAGAAAUUCAACAUUGCUUGCCCUCUUGAAGUGUUUGGCAACUACUCCGUGACCACAGCUGUCUCAGAGGACGCGUGUUCUGCAAAAUUCUUCACCAUCAACCAAGAGACGGCGUAUACUAUCCCCAUCCUGGCAUUCGCUUUUGUUUGUCACCCUGAAGUCCUUCCCAUCUACACUGAACUGAGCAACCCAACCAAGAGAAGAAUGCAGAGUAUUGGCAACAUUUCCAUCCUGGGCAUGUUUGUCAUGUACUUCUUCACCGCCACAUUUGGCUAUCUGACCUUCUACGAGAACACUGAAGCAGAGCUCCUCCAUACCUACAGUAAGGUGGACCCUCUGGACACGCUCAUCCUGUGUGUCCGUGUGGCCGUCCUGGUGGCCGUCGCUCUGACCGUACCGGUGGUCCUGUUUCCUAUCCGUCGAGCCCUUUUGCAGCUGCUGUUUCCAGGGAGACCCUUCCACUGGCUGCGUCACAUCGCCAUCGCCAUGAUUCUGCUCUUUGUGGUCAACCUGCUGGUUAUUCUGGUCCCCAACAUUCGAGACAUCUUUGGCAUUACCGGGGCAACCACUGCUCCCAGUCUGAUAUUCAUCCUUCCUGGACUGUUCUACAUUCGCAUCAUCCCCAUUGACCAGGAGCCAUUGAACUCGAGACCAAAGAUUCAGGCUGCGUGUUUCGCAGCACUGGGUUUCAUAUUCAUGAUCAUGAGUGUGACCUUCAUCGGGCUCGACUGGAUGAGUGGAGAAAAGCGAAAUGUUGGCGGCCACUGAAGUGUCCCCAAAGCCCUCCUCCCAGCCAGCUCCCACCUGCUGCUCGGCAGGACAACCAUUCCUCCCCCGGGACCAGAGCAGCCCCGUCUGGUCCCGCCACCCACCAGGUCGACAUGUACACCAUCGGUUCUACGCGAUGAGCUGCCGGUCCUAACGAUGUGGUGUAGAACAGAAAUAUGAACCAGCCAGGGUCCACAGGGCACGUGUUCACUAGAUAACAUUUAUUUCCUUGUGGUUGUAAACAAAUCCCCUUCAAUCAAUGUAUUGUGUACUGAUUCUGCAGAGCAGUAUUUGGUCAAUAAGCCAAAGUCAGACAUGAUGUGAAUGCAACUACAAACUAAUUCAUUUUGUAAUUAAUUUGGGAAUUUAUAUUGGAUAGCAUAUGUGGAUAGUAUUAAAUAAACCUCUACAAAAGACUUUAUAAA